ACCCAAAAAGGGUGACGAAUCAGGAUCGAUCUUAAGGGACCAAUUAGUAUUUAUCCUUUGAUCAAUAAAGAUUUGACAAGCGAGACGGUGUCGGUUUAAUGCUCAUCAAGCCAAGUAGAACUGUGAAGAGCUUCACAAACAUUAUACUCCAGGGUUUUUUAUUGUGUGCAGUUCUGUUUAGGUAUGGCCGAUUCGAAAUCGAAGCUUCAAAGUAAACUGCGAUGCCAUCACUGUGCAGGCCCUCUUUCCAAGGAGAUGGAAACUAGCGAAUGGACUGUUGCACCGUUAAUCAGGGACAGCUUUUCCAUGAUUGGCUCUGCUGUUGGUGGUACAACAAGUGCAUUCUAUGGAUUCAACCAUGUUAUGCCAGUUGUUCGGAAGUGGGUGAAAGGGCCAAUGUGGCUGCAUUUCCUUAUUGGCGCACCACCCGUAAUAGUUUUCUCUUCAGCCUGUGCAGGUUUAGUAGGUGGUGCUGUUCCAGCGGUAGCCCAACUCGCAUCAUCUUCUUACCACGCAGCAGUCUCAUCCCCUUCGCUGCCUCCUCCUCCAAAAGAUCAAAAGAUGCAUGGCUCCAGAAGUUCCUCUACUUUGUAGGAGAUGCACAAUUCCACAUAUAAAGCAAUGUUGCAAGUGCACAGAUGGAGGGAGAGAGAGGGAGGGCACCUGCUUUUGUAUAUGCUCACCACAAUAUUCGCUUGAUGAGGCGUUAUAAGCCUUUGUAGCAUGCUAUAUGCUAAUUAAUUUUGGUUCAUUUCAUAAUUUUGUUGGUGGUGAUAUCUAUUUUAUAGCUGAGAUGCUGCGUUCCACAGUUCGGUACUGGGACAAGUGAGGUUUCAGUUCUAUGUUACUAUCGAUGUAAAUUUUGCAAUUAUCUUUCUCUUUACCUCUGUCCAAAAUUGUGUAAAGAAGGAAAAACCAGUAUUUAGUUUACUAAUGAGUUUUAAGUUUAUGAUAUUGGAAUAAUUUAUGAUA
Messenger RNA from Jatropha curcas, 972 nucleotides. RefSeq lists its product as uncharacterized. The record is from RefSeq and is a predicted model, not a curated record. Lineage: Eukaryota; Viridiplantae; Streptophyta; Magnoliopsida; Malpighiales; Euphorbiaceae.